GUCGCGAAGAGCGCGAAACACCCAAAGGCGGUGAUGUAGUGAUGGACCUGUGGGUGACGCUCGAGGAGCUGUAUUCGGGCAAUUUUGUGGAAGUGGUGCGCAAUAAGGCUGUGUAUCGGCCGUCUCGGGGCACCAGGAAAUGCAAUUGCCGUCAAGAGAUGGUCACCAGACAGUUAGGCCCCGGAAGGUUCCAAAUGAUGCAGCAACAGGUCUGCGACGACUGCCCGAACAUGGAGUUAACCAAUGAGGAGAAGUUACUGGAGAUCGAAGUGGAGGCCGGUAUGAAAGACGGACAGACGCAGACAUUUGUGGCCGAAGGUGAGGCGCACAUCGAUGGAGAACCCGGUGAUCUGAAAGUGAGAAUCCGAACGCAACCUCACAACACGUUUGAGAGGAGAGGCGACGACCUGUACGUGAAUGUGACCAUUUCGUUGACGGACGCGUUGGUGGGCUUUGCGAUGACAAUACCUCAUUUGGACGGCCAUAAGGUGCAGGUGAGCCGCGAUAAGAUCACUUGGCCCGGCGCUAGGCUUAGGAAAGCCGGCGAAGGGAUGCCUAACUACGAGAACAACAACCUUCGCGGCACUCUUUACAUCACUUUCGACGUGGAGUUCCCUAAAGGAGAGCUCAAUGAAGACCACAAGAAGGAAAUUAAAGACAUUCUCAAUGAAAGCUCCAAAACUAAGGCCUACAACGGCUUAAGAGGCUAU
Messenger RNA from Medioppia subpectinata, 710 nucleotides. NCBI's taxonomy places the organism in Eukaryota, Metazoa, Arthropoda, Arachnida, Sarcoptiformes, Oppiidae. The record is from the annotation of a GenBank genome assembly.